AUAGCAAAGGUUAUAUUUAUACAACCAACAUAGAAAUGUUAAAGAGUAUUGUCAAUAACAUAUUAUUUAUUAUUUGAAGUGUAAUAUAUGAAAUGAAGUAGUCCAAAGGAAUCAUUGUGUGUGUGAGAGAGAGAUGGCAUAGACUUGACACCAAAUAUACCUAACACAACCAAAAUAUGCUUCACUGAACACCAAGAAAGAGACUGUUGACUGUUCUUUCUCUUAAUUUCUUUUCUUAUAAUCCUUGUUGAAGUUGACGACUCACCUUACUUUUCUUUUCUUUUUCCAUUUCUCUAAUAUCAUAUUUUGUUUCUCAAAACAAAAAUAUUAUUAUUUGGUUCUUCAUUUGUUUCACUCUUUUUAAUUUGAUGAAGCACAGAAAACUCUUCCCCUCACCCGAUGGAUCAACCAACGGUACCGAAUGUACGGACUUCUGUGACCCUUUCUUUGGUUAUUACUACACACAACCACCACCACCUCCUCCACCGCCGUUAACGUCAUCUCUCUCCGUUACCCAUCAAAUUAACGACGAGAGCCAUGACAUCUCUCCCUCCGUUAUCGUUUUAGUCACGUUAUUCGCCAGUCUUUUGCUCUUGUUGGGAUACUACGUCGUCGUUUCAAAGUCGUGCCUUGGUUUAUGCCGAGCGAGGAGGAACGAUAGCUAUGAGGAGGAAGAGGAGGCUCUUCCGCCGUCUCAAUUGGACGGCGGAGAUGAAGAGUUUAUAGAUGGGAAUCAUCAACACCAUCCCAUUUGGUUCAUCACCACCGUUGGUCUCCAACAGUCGAUUAUUAACUCCAUUACGGUUUGUAGGUACAGAAAAGGAGAAGGGUUAAUCGAAGGGACGGAUUGUUCUGUUUGCCUAAACGAGUUUCGAGAAGAUGAAACGCUUCGUCUUCUUCCCAAGUGUAGUCACGCGUUUCAUAUACCUUGUAUCGAUACCUGGUUAAGAUCUCACACCAAUUGCCCUCUUUGCCGUGCCCACAUCGUUAAUGAAGGUUCCGUUUCCACCAUGGCUGGGGGGCCGGUGAAUCAAAAUCAGGAGAUUUCGGUAAAUACUGAAGAGACCCAGAUGGGGAAUUCUGAUGUUCACUCUCAAAUGAGUGAGAAUCGUGUCAGAGUUGGGGCAGAGGAGGAUGAUGUUGAUGAUAACCAAGGUGAUUGUGAUGAUCAAUCAAAGGAUAAUCCAGAGAUAGCGAUGGAAGACGGCGAAAGACGAGUAGUUAAAAGGUCUGUUUCUAUGGAUUCUUCAUUGAUUGCUGAGAAUUUUGAAAGAUCAGAUUGUGCUGUGAAUCUGAAACAAGAAGAUGACGAUGAUGAUGAUGAUUGUUCCUCGAGUAUGGUUGAUAAUGGAUUACUAAAACGACAUCCUUCAAUGUCGUAUGGUCUUAGCAUAAGCCCUGUUGCCAUGAAAAGAUCAUACUCUUGUGGAGGGAGGUUUUUGCCAUCUAAACGAAACCAGAGACCAAAUUCGAUUCUUCCAUUGUAAACUUUUUUCUGCCUUUUGAGGAGAGUUAUAAACAGAAAAUUUUGAGUUGUAAUGCCAUAAUAUUCUUCGCCAGAAGUAAAACAAACAAAAUUACAACUUUCUGUAUAAAGUAUGAUAUAUUUCCAAAGUGUAUGAACUAAUUCAUGGUACUUUCUUUCUUUUUUUUUUUAAUAAAAGUAAAUUUUCAUUAACCAAAACAA
Molecule: messenger RNA, 1687 nt
Organism: Cannabis sativa
Lineage: Eukaryota; Viridiplantae; Streptophyta; Magnoliopsida; Rosales; Cannabaceae
Product: E3 ubiquitin-protein ligase RING1
Exons: 1
Coding region: 369-1487 (372 amino acids)
Biological process (GO): protein ubiquitination
Source: RefSeq, a predicted model, not a curated record